Limulus polyphemus (Atlantic horseshoe crab) is the source of this 402-nucleotide messenger RNA. RefSeq names its product transcription factor CP2-like. The record is from RefSeq and is a predicted model, not a curated record. Gene Ontology annotation, molecular function: RNA polymerase II cis-regulatory region sequence-specific DNA binding; DNA-binding transcription activator activity, RNA polymerase II-specific. The coding region runs from base 1 to 402 and encodes 133 amino acids. Gene Ontology annotation, biological process: regulation of transcription by RNA polymerase II. Gene Ontology annotation, cellular component: nucleus. The transcript has 6 exons. Lineage: Eukaryota; Metazoa; Arthropoda; Merostomata; Xiphosura; Limulidae.
AUGGUUUUAGCCUCUCUGGCAUCAGACAUAGUGCAGCUUAAUCGAGAUGAUCUUAUCCAAAUCUGUGGAGUAGCUGACGGAAUUCGCUUGUACAAUACACUUCAUUCCAGAACUAUUCCUCCAAAAUUAACGAUCUAUGUUGCAAGCUCAGGUGACCAAGCUUUUCAUGCUGUUUACUUGGAGACUUUCUCAGUACAAGACUUAUUGCAGAAACUGAAAGACGUUUUCAGGCUUCAGAAGGAGACUGUGAACGGAAUCUAUAUGAUGGGUCCUUCAGGAAUUCAUUUUCAUAUCACAGAUAUGGUGAUCCAGAACAUGUCCAAUGACUCCAUAUACUAUUGUGAUACCAACAAAGAUCAUUCAUCUACAGGUUACAGCAUAUACCUUAAACCUCAGCAAUAA